Messenger RNA from Bombyx mandarina (wild silkworm), 2296 nucleotides. RefSeq names its product tubulin polyglutamylase TTLL13. Gene Ontology annotation, biological process: protein polyglutamylation; microtubule cytoskeleton organization. Gene Ontology annotation, cellular component: ciliary basal body. Gene Ontology annotation, molecular function: tubulin-glutamic acid ligase activity; tubulin binding. Lineage: Eukaryota; Metazoa; Arthropoda; Insecta; Lepidoptera; Bombycidae. The record is from RefSeq and is a predicted model, not a curated record.
AUGGAGGAGGAAAUUCUGGACUUAUUCUCACGAGAUGAGAAUCUUGAACAACAAAAACAAACUAUAUCAUCGCAAAACAAACCAAAAAAAAUUAAAACAAGAGAUGAAAAAAUAUCAGGUGAUCAGCAAACUGAUAAAGAGCAAACUGAGAACUUAGUCUCAAUGAUGCGCAGUUACGAUGCUAAAUUGUACGGCGAGGAUGAUACUUCUCAGCCCACGUCACGAGCUGCACCUGUUAUUCCGGUCGACGCAAUGCGCAAAAAAAAGAAAAGGAAAAGAUCACAAAUAACAAUUUGUCUUGCAAAUUGCCGAUAUGAAUCAAUAAGAAAGGUCGCCAGUGCGUUCGGUAUGAGGGAGGUUUCCGAAGAAGACGCUUGGAAUUUCUAUUGGACUGAUAUGAGUGUGUCUGUCGAAAGGGCGAAGGAAAUGAAAAGGUUUCAGCGCAUAAAUCAUUAUCCGGGAAUGCUUGAGAUCUGCAGAAAAGAUCUUCUAGCUCGCAAUUUGAACAGGAUGCAGAAAAUUUAUCCGAAGGAUUAUAAUUUCUUUCCCAAAACUUGGUGUCUUCCUGCAGACUUCGGGGAAGCUCUGAAUUACAGCAAAACGCGUAAAAAUAAAACUUUUAUAAUAAAACCGGAGUGCGGGAGUCAAGGACGUGGUAUUUAUUUAACAAAAUCUUUGAAAGACAUCAAACCUUCCGACAAACUUAUUUGUCAGGUAUAUCUAUCAAAACCAUUUCUGGUCGAUGGUUACAAGUUUGACAUACGAGUAUACACUCUCAUUACGUCGUGUGACCCAUUAAGAAUAUUUGUCUACAACGAAGGACUAGUCAGAUUCGCAACGAGCAGAUACGCCGAUCCGAACGCCAAUAAUACUACUAAUGUAUUCAUGCACCUAACAAACUACGCCCUGAACAAACACAGCAGAACCUACGUGUAUGACUCUGAAGCGGGCAGCAAACGCAAGAUCUCAACAUUGAACAAGAUCCUGUUAUCUCAAGGCGUUGAUCUCGAUAAGCUGUGGCAUUCGAUAGACGAGGUCAUCGUGAAGACGAUAAUUUCCGCGUGGCCUAUCUUGAAGCACAGUUACCACGCAUGUUUCCCCUCGCACGAUAUGGUGCACGCUUGUUUUGAAAUAUUAGGUUUUGAUAUUCUUCUGGAUCACAAACUUCAUCCGUAUAUCUUGGAAGUAAACCAUUCGCCUAGUUUUCAUACUGAUACGCAAUUAGACCGAGAAGUGAAGGAAAAUCUACUCACGGACACAUUCACUAUGCUCAAUAUUUGGCAGUGCGACAAGAAACGCGUUCUCGAAGAGGAUCGAAAACGUAUAAGGGAUCGAUUGUUGCAAACGAAUAAAUAUGCGGAAACCACAACGAUCGAUGAAAAAGAUCGGGAAAAAACUCCUUGGCAAACUCAGAUCCAGUGGGAAGAAUCGCACCUCGGCAAUUUUAGACGAGUUUAUCCAGUGGGAGAGCAAUACGCCUCGCUGUUCCAACAGCCGUCUGGUUCUUUGUACACCGGCACGGCGUCGUCGCGAGCUCGCGGUGACUGUACGCGGAUACAGCGAGAGGAAUUCCAACAAUCGAAAGCUAAAGCGGAGGCCCUGAAAAAACCGUCUCAACCGAAGCCCAAGGAAUCGGAAAGUAAAGCUGGCGAUGAAUCUAGUAUCACGGCGUCAACUUCGGUUGCGACACCCAGUACUGAAAAAUCAAAAGUUAAAACAAAAGAAAAGGAUAAGAGGAAAGAGAUAGGGAAAGACAGUGAAGAAGACAAAAUUAUGGCAACGAGAAUACAGUCCAAACAGCCGAUACCAGAAGAGUCCAAGCCUCAAUAUGUCCUCUGUUCCUUUGAACCAGAUCCAAUAGUUGAAAAAGAUGAACGCGAACGAGUAAACUUACUGGCACAACGUGAUUUUCUUAUUAGAAGCUAUGGAAUGUUGGAACAAAUCUAUUUGAUGAUGAAGAAAAUUGGCACUUUAAGACCGGAAGACGAAAGGAAAUAUGGUGUCUAUGGGCGACUGUCUCUUAUUUCUGCCUCACCAAAGACCGACACGAAGAACGCCAAGACGCAAAAGUUAAAGAGGGCUUGCAAUAGAAAUAAAUCAGAUAAAGAUUUGGAGUUCCACCACCCAAACGGGAAUCGUUGUAUACCUAACACUGAAUACUUUGAUACGAUCACCAGAACCCAGCUGUGCGCGCAACUAACGUUAUUAAUUAGGAAAUGACUGUUUAAAUUGAUAAAUAUUGAAUUUACUUACUUUCCUAAAAUACGCAUUAAAUUUGAAAUUACCUUUUUUUAUU